CUUCAUCAAAUAAAAGUAGUUGAGUGAAUCUUGAUUUACAUAUUUAUAGUCCUAAGUUUUGCUUUAUAUCUACGUUGUUAAUUAGGGAUUUCAGAGUAAGCGUUAAAACUAAUAAAUCACUGCAACGUAAACAAAUACAUUUGUAUCUUUCUAUAGCCUGGGUUUUGGCGGAUAACAUGAAUUAUAUAACUCGCAGUCAAUGCAAAAUAUGUAUGUUCUCUUAGGCGGGAUAAUAUAGGCUAUGAAAAGAAUACAAAUGUUUUGAGAAGAGCUUGUUUUUGAGAGUGCGCAGACGCGGCCGGCUGGUGGCGACAGUAACAUACAGGCACGAUCACUAGAAAUCAGAAGUGACCGCACACUGGCUGCAUUUAUGAUCUGCUUAAACUCAUUUUAAAUCAAGAACUGCAUUUGGGGGGGGGAAACAUGUUCCAAGGACCGCAUCAUUUUUGAAUCAUAAUGCUGACCUAUUUCAUGAAAUACAGAGCAAGUGUUUCCCCGCUUGUUCAUCACCAAAUGCGACGCGUGUGCAUUGCAUUAGACGACCCGACCACGCUACUGGACUGAAUCCUAAUUGAUUUCUGCGUGAAUGUUUACUGUGAUCGCCCUCGCAAUGCUCUGCAGCCUAUACCCAGCGUUGAUCUAAAAAAAACCCAAAACGCGACACCUGUUCUUCUCAAAUCGUGCUGCUUUUGCUCCAUGCGGAAACGCCAUGGUGGUUCGGUUUACGUUUAAGCAGGCAUAUUUUGUUGUGUCAGAUAUCGUUUGUGUCUGCCCCAUCUGCACGACCCAGCCGAGCGCGGCAAAAAAACCAAUGAAACGCGCUCUAGCCCGUGACGUCAGCGACGCUGGUGCCCUCUCGGUGACUUCCUGUCCUGGAGCGACUGACCUCCGCGUGAACCUAAGUUUAGUCGCGAGCAGAAGCGCGUGCCACGCAGUCACACAGGCGCUUCGUUCGGAGAAACGGCUUGCUUAUAGCUGCUCCAGAUUGUUCCGUGUAAAUAACAUCAUCAGUUUAGUUUAACAGUGAGAUUAUGUUAAGAUGUCGUUAAUUUCCGCCUGAAAUCUCUUUUAAUAACCAAGCCAAAGAAUAAUAUAGCUGCAUGUAUUACGGGGAAAAAUCAAAACCAUAAACUACUCGAUCCCCUCGUUAAUCUGGGCGAGGUCCCGACCUUUGUUUUACUAAUCUUAACAGCAACACAAAUUAAUUUGCAAUACAGAAAAUACUGUUUUCGCAAACGAAUGGGCUACUACAAUAAACUUGGAAGAGGCUACCUAACGUAAAACGAACGAACGAACGAAUGUAUGUCAAUAAAUAAAUAGGUACAAAUAAUGUAAAUUAAUUCUCACAUUUGCUCGUAACAUAGGCUACAGGCUAUGCCUAGCCUAUAUGCAAAAAAAAGAAAGAAAAAAGGUCUGGGUGACACACACUGCUGCGCUCAUUUCAUCAGUUAUUAGAUUUUAUUUUUUUUAAUGGGACAGAAAAAGGAAACAAGGCACAACACGGUUUAUUAAUACGGCAAUGAGCACAGAAAAAAAUUAACUGCUUACUAAAACAGUCAACAGCGGGAAAAAGAUCUGAUAGUCUGUGUUUGCUGGAAAAAGCAAAAAGCAAAAGAUUUUUUUAAUAAAAAGACUCUUUGAACUCUUAAAUCAAAAAAUGAACUCUUACAUCAAAACAUCUUAAAUCAAAACAAAUAUAUCCAUAUGCGCUGCGUUUGCUUUUCAUGGGAAAUGUUUAAAUCGUUUUAAAGAACCCACGCACCCAAAGCUAAAUGUCAUGUUAGAAAACCAAACAAAAGCAAUAUUUAAAAUAUAAAUUUCGAAAGACGUUUAUGAAAUUUGAUUAAAACUAUACACUGAACAAUAAAAUAGCACAUAUAUGCCUACUAUUUUACUAUUUUAUUGUUCAGUGUAUUAUAUAUAUAAACUUCGAAAAUUAGAUAAAACAAAUGUUUCAUUCCAUUUCGGCUUUCUCUCAUACUAUAAAAAAAUAUGUACGCUAAUUAAAAUUUUACGCCAAAACAUUUAGCCUAAAUUAUCCGAAUUAUUUAAAAAAAAAAAAAACCUUAACGUCAGUACCAGGACUUGAAACGUGUUGUUUUUAAAGAUUUAAGGGGUUGAAAAUAAAUAAACAGUAUCCUGCCAUUUUAACGGUUUUAACAGGCUGUAAGGCAGAUUGCAGUAACCGAUUGUUUCUUAUAUAAAAUUAAAGUCUGUGUUAACAUUACAGCGGCCACUGGCGCCCCGCCGCAGGCCUACUCUUUCCAUCCAAACAGACAAACAAAUAGCUACCUUUUAAUGGCAACAGCUCGUGCACUCGGGCACUUAGCAGAAUAAUUAACGUGGACUCAUGCAAUAGAUUAAAUAGGCUAUUUUAUAUAGGCCUCCUACAUUAGCCUGUUAUAACAGCAGUGGGUUACGUAGCAGCAAUCGCGAAAAAUUCUUUAGCAUUUCAAUAAAUAAUAAUAACACAUUAUUAGGCAUAUUAUUAUUAUUUUAGACAAAUAACAGGCUAGUCACAUUAAUAUUAUAGACUACUUCUUAUUAUUAGGGCUUUUUUAAAAUAGGCUCGUUGACCAAUUGUCUUUCCUUCAUUAAGUGGAUGAUUUGUAAUUUUGUUUAUUCAGAACGAAAAUAUCGAUAUAGCCUAUUAUGACCGCAGCGGCGUUUCUCGGAUUAUAUACAUUAGCCUAUACGCAUUCUUCAUUUAAUUUUGGUUUUAUGUUUUUUACGGGUAUCUUACAACCAUUCAGGGGUUUCCGUAAAAUAUAGCUUAUAGGUUAGGGGCUACUUUACAGAAACGUAACAUGACCGUUUGCUGAGACAGCUAUAGGCUAAAAAAGCUAGGCCUAUCUAAAAGCUAGGGCUAUUCUGACAACAUAUUUUACCUUAACGGAUGUUCUCUUGAACACUGCAAAUCCCCGCAUUGCCAUUUUCACUAAUAUAUCACAUGGGCUGCGAGUGUAAGAUUAACGUCAGAAAGUGUUAAAUCCAUUGGUUCCAUAAAGCUCUUAACCAACAACCUGACACUGGGGACCAAAUCAUAAUGCGGACAAAUAUUUUGAUUAAUAUGUUAAAAUAUGUUGGAUCAUGCUUUUUUUUCUGAGACAAAAUAAAAACGAUACACUAUGAAACCAUUUUAGUCUAUAUUAGCUGUUAAUGCACCGCGCUAAUUAUUUACUCUCUUUACGUUUGCGAGUGUGUGUAGCGUUAUUUUUUUCUUCUUAAACAGGUUAAUCCUGUUAAUGCGUUAUCAGCUUUAUUAAUAAAAGAAAGGCUUGUCAAAGAACAGAGGUCCCGAAAUAGUCGGCGUUCACGGCAAGAGGAUUUAAGGGUCUUGUUAGAUUUAUGGAGACCACAACAGCGUUAAAAUGGAUAUUGAACUUGUUCCAAUUAAACGCUUUAUGAAAGAGAAACGCAGACUCAAUUCUCGCGGUGUUACGUCUGAGGUUGCCGAGCAACCGCAGACCGUCAACAAAGCCUGCGAAGACGCGCACAUGACAGCGGAGGAGUGUAAACAAACGUGGAAGUUCUGUCGUAAAUCAAACAAACAUGUCAUACAAAGCAUUCUUGAGCAAUAGCAAAGUAACAAAAGAGGACCAGGAGUUUUACGACUUGAAGAACAAAGCAGCAGAGUAUUACAGGUCCAACGGGGUCCCGCAGAAGAUAGAAAACGUCCUGAACGAGAUGUUUUGGCAGAAGCCGGAUGACAUCUAUGGUUAUCUGGCGAACUAUUUUUCCAGGCUCUCCUAUAUUCCCGUGAUUAGUAAAAUCACCGGAAGAGAUGUGUUUGACGGAAGAGGAUUGACAGCAAUUCAGACCCAAGUGUACUGCAUCAUCAGAAAUGAGGAAAAGGUGGUGUGCAGUGCAGUGAUGAGCGGCCCUAGUGAUGGCCUGGAGGCUGAUGGUGUGGCAGAGUCAGGGGAGGCAUUUUCUAACAGCAACCAGCAACGUCUGUCCAUCACCACAGCCCUGAAGUGGAUCAGAGUGCAUCUCAGUCCGAUGCUGCAAGACUUCAACCCCACUGACCAAGCCAAUGUAGACAAACUACUCAGUGAUUUCUUUAUGGCACGUUACCUGGAGCACAAGGACAGUCUUAACAUUGAGAAGGAGGAUGAGCUGAAGAAUGAAUCGGUGUCCGAUGCUCCAUCCCAGGCCACACCCACACCUGCACCUACCAAAGACAAGAAAGGAAGUGAUAAAGGUAAAAAAGGAAACAGCACAGAGAAGCCCCUCCCUCCAGCAGAGACCCCAGUGCCAAAGAUGCCCGGGGCUAUGGCAGUGGGCGUGGUUUCUUUGGCUGUGGCAAAAACUGCUGCCAGACUUCUAGGAGAACCCUUAUACCGACAUAUCACAUCAGUCAGAGUCCCGCAGGCUCAGAGUGAGAUGCACCUGCCUGUGCCCAUGAUUACAAUUCUGAGCUGCGGAAAGAACUCUGUGGGUAAACUCAACCUGCUGGAGGAGGUCAUCCUCAUUCCCAGCUCAUCACAAAGAGUCAGAGAAGUCAUUGGCAUGGGCCUUGAGCUGCAGUGUGAAAUGAAGAGAGUUUUGGAUGGAUCUGCGUAUAAAUCUGGGCCUAUAGGUGUAUCAGAAGAGGGAGCAAUACAAGUGGGGUUUGAACGUCCCGAACAGGCUCUGGAUCUGGUCACAGAGGCGUGUGCUAACCUGGCAUUGCCUCUGGGUUCAGACCUGCGCUUGGCUAUAAACUGUGCAGCACAUGGCCUGAUGGACUAUUCACGUGGGAAGUAUGAAGUGGUGUCUGGCUGUCACAAAUCCCCAGAAGAACUGGUGGACAUGUAUGAGGCUCUGAUUACUAAAUAUCCUGCUAUCACAUCCCUCAUUGAUCCUUUCAGGAAAGAGGAUGUAGAUCAGUGGGAGAGGCUGGCUUCAGUGAUUGGUCAGUCAUGUUGCCUGAUUGCAGAUGCUGCAUCCAAUCUCUGUCCUCGCUGGAGUGAAGUGAAACCCCUCCCACCUGGGGUCACCGGGGUCAUUAUUAGGCACCACAGUGAUAUGACCGUCUCUGACCUUAUGCAAAGCAUAACAGAUCAAAAAGAUGCAGAGACGAUGCUGGCUGCAGGCAGUGGUGAUACAUCAAUUGUUGACCUGGCUGUAGGGUCAGGCGUGUCCUUUCUCAAACUGGGCGGGUUGAGAGGAGGAGAGCGGAUAGACAAAUACAAUCGUCUGCUGGCGAUAGAAGAGGAACUGGAGCAGGAGGGGAUCCUGGGUGUUAGAGAAAAAAAACUGCCUGUGUCAGAUCUUUACGAACCACUUACAGUAACUCCGGAAGCGGCGGUGACUCUGUGACCAUCUCUACUUGAUGUGACUUUAUCUCCUGUCUGUCUGACAUUAUCACAGUAGGGUUUGUCUGACCUGACUGCAUGAUGUCAAAAUGCAUAUUAAUUACAAUUCACAUCAAAAUAUCUUUUUAGUGCGAGAUUGUAAACAUGUAAACUGACUCAUCAUAUGCACUAUAUUUCAAUGUGAUAUGCUUUUGUGCUUACAGAUGGUUUUUACAUUAAUUAAAAAACAUUAUUAAAUAAACAUAAGCAUUCUUUAUACAAAGCCCACCCACAAUAUUUAAUACAUUAGAAUAUUUCACAGUAGUCACAGUGAACAUUUCCACUGUAGACUUGCCUACCAUAUAAUUAUUUUGUGUGACUGUCCCCAAAAUUAAGUUAAUUGUGUGUGUGUGUGUGUGUGUGUGUGUGUGAAGACUUUUUCAUUCCAUGUGCUCCAGAUUUAC
Messenger RNA from Puntigrus tetrazona (Sumatra barb), 5743 nucleotides. RefSeq names its product enolase 4 (gene eno4). The transcript has 13 exons. Gene Ontology annotation, molecular function: magnesium ion binding; phosphopyruvate hydratase activity. Gene Ontology annotation, cellular component: phosphopyruvate hydratase complex. Gene Ontology annotation, biological process: glycolytic process. The record is from RefSeq and is a predicted model, not a curated record. NCBI's taxonomy places the organism in Eukaryota, Metazoa, Chordata, Actinopteri, Cypriniformes, Cyprinidae. Bases 3553 to 5304 code for a protein of 583 amino acids.